CGCUGCCCCCGUGCAGCGCCCAGUCCCCCGGCAGCCGGGGCGGCCCCUCCGGCGUGUCCCGUUGCCGCUCGAGCCGGGCCGGGGCGGGGACACAUCCCGCCUCCGCCGCUUUCGGGGGCGCCGCGUCCCGCUGGCGGCGCCUCAUGGCGCGAUGCAGCUGCAGUGGGAGGGAGAGGAAACCCACCCCCCUCGCCCGGCGGCCGCCUUUGUAAGCGCUCGGCCCAGCUCAGCGCGCAGCGGCUCGGGGAGCGCCGGAGCGCGGCGGCGGGAGCAGAUGGAGCCGGAGGGUUGCCCUUGCUCUCCUUUUCAAAUCAAGUGUCACAUUGACUCCAAUCCUGUGUUGGAAGCAUGUGGGGAACUGCAGCACAUCAGCUCAGGGCAAUGUCUCCAUCAGGCUGGAAGGAAGCCGAAAACCAAAACUGCACUGGCCAAAAUGCAUCCUCUACAGAAACCCCAAGUACCUCCUAAGCCUGUCCAUCUCAAACCUGGGCAGGAAAGAAUUCCUCCUGCACCAUCUCGGCCUUUGCCAGCUGAUCCCAAGUCAUCAAGGAGCUUAGCACCUGGAGAGGAAGAAAUACCAAUAUCAGCAGGAGUCAACACGCUCAUUGAGAAAUUUGAAAGUAUUAGGCAACCUGUACAUAUUCUUCAAAGAAACCAGCUAAAUUUAGCUCUUAAGAUGGAACCUGGCCUGGACUCAUCCAAGCAGACGAGCUUGUGUGACUGUGACACAGUGGUUUCCAGUGACUCUUCCACAAAUGACAAAACUGAAUUGGAUGAAGCUGAGCCCAACAUACUGUGCAGCACAGAUCUAACUAACUCAGAUAUAAUGAAAAUUAAAGAGCUGAGCAUAGGUGAUAACAAAAGCCAUGAAGAUUGUACUGUUGUGACUGUGAGCAAAGAGUCCCAAGUAGAGCUUGGCACUAAGGACUCAACUGCAGAACUGAAUGGGAAUGGUAAAAUUCCCAACAGAGACAGUGGCAUUGACAGUCCUUCCUGUAGUGUAGCUGGGGAAACAUUCCCCAGUGAAGAAGGAGCAGAGCAGAAGAAGCCCAGCAUGGCUGGGAAUCCAGGAGAGAUGGAACCUGACAGAAAGGGCACCAAACCUUCCUCUGUGGAGCAGAAGAGAGAUUCCAUGCAGGAUGACGACAGUGAUAUUGAUGAAGGAAGCAGUGAGGAGCAAGAGAUAGCAGAAGUGCCAAAGUUAGAGUACUUGGAUGUAAACAAGUGUACAGAGCCCCAAAAGCUAUUCAACAUUGCCAAUGAGCUGCUUCACACGGAAGAAGCAUAUGUUAAAAGACUCCAUCUCUUGGACCAGGUUUUUUGCACUAAAUUGUCCAAAGCAGGGAUCUCAUCUGAAGUGAUAACAGGCAUCUUCUCAAAUAUUUCUUCCAUCUAUUGUUUCCAUGGACAAUUUCUUCUUCCUGAGCUCAAAACAAGAAUUACACAAGAAUGGAGUGUCAACCCACGACUAGGAGAUAUCCUGCAGAAACUUGCUCCUUUUCUGAAAAUGUAUGGAGAAUAUGUAAAGAAUUUUGACAGGGCAAUGGACAUAGUGAACACAUGUAUGCAGCGGUCCUCUUCCUUCAAAGAUGUUGUUCAGAAUAUACAGAAACAGGAGGUGUGUGGAAACCUGACCUUGCAGCAUCACAUGCUUGAACCAGUGCAAAGGAUUCCUCGUUAUGAGCUUCUCCUGAAGGACUAUUUAAAGAAACUUCCAGAAGAAUCUCCAGACAGGAAAGAUGCUGAAAAGUCACUGGAGCUGAUAUCGACAGCAGCAAACCAUUCCAAUGCAGCCAUCCGGAAGAUGGAAAAGAUGCACAAGCUUUUGGAAGUCUAUGAGCGCCUGGGUGGUGAAGAGGAUAUUGUUAACCCAGCCAACGAGCUCAUUAAAGAAGGACACAUUCAGAAACUUUCAGCUAAGAAUGGCACAGCACAGGACAGGUAUUUAUUCCUGUUUAACAGCAUGGUGCUGUACUGUGUGCCAAAGCUGAGGCUGAUCGGCCAGAAGUUCAGUGUCCGAGAGAAGAUGGACAUUGCAGGACUACAGGUCCAAGAAAUUGCCAAGCAAAAUGUGGCUCAUACAUUUUCCAUAACAGGAAAAAAGAGAUCAUUGGAACUACAAGCCAGGACAGAAGAGGAGAAGAGGGAAUGGAUUCAUGUCAUUCAAGCCACAAUAGAAAAGCACAAACAGAACAGUGAGACCUUCAGAGCUUUCAAUAGCUCUUUUUCACAAGAGGAGGACCAUCCUCCUGAUUCUUCAAUAGCCAGCACCAGCUCAGCUGAAUCAAUGCCAGGGGCAGAUGGUGGUGGUGCAUUAGGAGGGAGUGAUUCCUCUAGGAAAUCUUCCAAAUCCAAGCGAGACAAAGAGAAACAAUCUUGUAAGAGCUGCGGCGAGAGCUUCAAUUCCAUCACCAAGAGGCGGCACCAUUGUAAGCAGUGUGGGGCAGUGAUCUGUGCAAAAUGCUCUGAGUUUAAGCCACUAGCAGAUAACAGCCGCCAUAAUCGAGUGUGUAAAGAGUGUUUCCUGCAGCUCCCAGCAAGCCCCUGCAGCCCUGGGGUGGAAGCAGUUGGGGAACAGAAGAAAAGACUAGCUGCAGAGAAGCAAGGCAUCCUUAUGGCUGAAAACAGCCUCUUCAGCAGCUACCUCCAGUUUCUUGAGAAAGGGAAGACUUGGUACAAAAUGUGGGUGACCAUCCCUAAGAGUGAACCUCUUGUUCUGUAUCUGCAAGGAAGCAGCCAGCUUGUCAGCAGGAGCACCUCUGGCUUUAAGUAAGUUUGUGUAAUGUUUUAAACAUAGUGCUCAAAGAGGCUGAAAGCUUGAAUUUGGAGCUUCCGCUCCCUUGGCUCCAUCUGUGGUUCCAACCUCACAGUUAGUAUGCCUCCAAUUUGUCCUGCAGACAGUGAGCUGCCUGGUUUCCCUCCUAGUCAGUGGGACAUGCAUGGCUGAAAUUACACAUUGGAAAAGCAAACAGCCUCAGACAAGGCACUAAAACAGAGGCAACAAAUGCAGUCUUUGGCUCUCUCUGGAGUCAGGGUCUGGAGAAAGGAACAAAGCUUUUAAAAGCCAAGCAGAGAGAACAGUGUCACCCACAGAACUUUUCAACUGAUGUGCAAGCUGUGUCUCAGGCAAGGGCCAGCGCAAGCCCUGCAUCCACACAAACCAAGCUAGAUUGUCUCAUACUUGGGCAAGGAGAGUGGGAAUAGAGGGAGAGAAGUUUAAAUUCUUUGGCCUUCCUCACACAGAAACAAUGUGUGUCAUCUAAGAGGUGGCAGGGGUGAGAAGUUGAGAGGAAGCAACACCCCAUACACAGUAUGAUUGAGAAUUUCUCCUACUGCCCAUCUGAUUGUUGCAGUACAGCACAAAUAAUAAUCCAUGGACAUAAAGCACCUGCAUUCAGUGCAAACUCAGUGAUGCUUAAUUCUGCAGGCCCCACCUGACAGUCAUGUAAAACCACAGAUGGAAGCUGGAAGAACUUCUCUGCUUCAGUUGCUAUGUACUUUGUCCAUGUCCUGCCAAAUUUGAUCUUGAGCCUCUGCUGAUAUUAUUAGUAAGACCCUAUUUUUUUUAGGUGAAAAGGGUGCCUUUGGCACUGAUUGUCAAUUUUAUGAUAGUUAAAUGUAGAGAUUAGUGUCCUCAACUAUUUCAGGGGUGAGACAAUUCUCCCAAUAAAGUAUCAAGAAAGCAAAAGAACAAGGUUAUUUAUGUUACAUUCCAAAACCAGUAUUUACUGUCAGGAAUGAGACUAUAAACAACAAAAGUUAUUCCUUUCUUCAAGGGCCUGCCAUUCCCAUUUGUAUACUUCAAUUUGCAUCCAACUGCAAGAAAAAAUUAGGAAGUCUUAUUUCUUGAUAUUAAUCCAACAUUCUUGUUAAUUCUGGUUUACAUAGGAUACACUAAACUUCUGAGGAAAAUCUCUUCCAGAGCUUCAUUACUGGUGUCUGGAAUCAGUUGGGAGCCACUCAUAUGCUUAAAAUAUUAUUUUCCCAGACAUAGUUCUGUUUUGCACAACCAUCUCCAUGGAUCUCACAGACUUCUUUAGACAUGCAAUGAAGCAUUUCAGUGCCUGAGAUGUGUCUUUUGGGAAUAAUAUUGCUAACAAUAGUAUUAAAGGUCUUGAAACAAACUUAUUUUCUAGAAGUUUGAAAGUUGGAGGAUUAUUGUUAAGAAGAACAGAAAUAAUAGCUGCCUUUUGGGAAGAAGGAGCAAACCAAGCUGAAUCUGGAGCUUUGAACACAGUGAAAGCUUCUUCCUCUGCACUCCUGGCCCUUACGCCAAAGAAGGGAUGUUAGUGCGGGCAGAAACAUGGCUCACAGAUUGAAAAUAGCAAGAAAACUGCUCUUUUUGCUCUUUUGUUCCAGGAGAAUGAAUUUGUCCCCUGAGUGUUCACAGUUCAAUUCUUGCGUAAGACUUUUACACAUGAGGAUUCCCAGCUUAUUUAAGUUUGAGAAUCAUACCAAUUUGAUUUUUCCUCAGAUGGAGAAUUUGUACAGCUGUUUGUCAUGCUUAUCUCAGUGAAAUUAUAAGAGUUUACUUAUAAGCAGAGACCACUUCAAGUGUAAGGAGCAGCAGUUUUAAGAUAAAUCAGUAUUUUCAAGGGCUCCACCUGGACCUUCUGCCCCAGUUGGCCUUGUAAAAUGCACAGCUACUUGCAAAGCUCUGACAUUAACUUACCUGAGUGAGACAUGCAAAGGCUUCCAGGACAGCUGGAGAAGUAAUAGAUUUUGGAGAAAUAUGAAGGGCAAAACUAGUAUAGCUAGAGAUAGUAUAUUUAUAUAUAUAUCAGAUCAAGCUUGAUCCAAGAGAAAAUGUUGCUUUUUAAAGAGAAAUUUUUCAUUCAUCAUCUAAAUGUGAUUUACCUUUAGAAAAUAAGAGAGUAGCUGAGAUUGAAAUUGAGCUCAGAGUUUUUGAGAUGUGGGUUUUUUUUUUUUUGCUUGCCUGUUGAUCCUGUUUAGUAGAAGCUUUACCUGGCCCUGCACUAAAAUCUGCUUGCCCUUUUUUGGUCCUGAAGAUCACAGGAGUCUCUCAAUGACUUGUGUAAGGUUGGGGUUAGAUCAUGAGUGGAUAAAGAGGGGAGUUUGAGUAGAAAAAAACAGGGAUUUUCUAAGCCCACUUGGAAGUAGGAGGGGGAAAAUGUCAUUGGUGGGUCACUCUUGUCCAAGAGGGCUUAUACGUGUCAAAGAGCUGUGCAUGUAUGCAGGGGUGCCUGAAACAGAACUUCCUGUGUGGUGGAACUGAAUUGUCUGUUCCCAAAUCUUAAACUCUGUGUGUUGCAAUGGCUGUAACAAAGCAAUUAAUACAUGCUACUCUAAUUACCUAGAUAAAUAACCCAUUUGUGUUAUGCUGCUGAGCGUCAGAAUGAGGUGCAGAUUCUUGUGAUUGCUGACAGUAUUAUACAUCUGCUAAAUUUUUAUCUAUCACUCACUCACUAUCUGAGGAAAAUUAUUGUAAUCAGCCCUAAAGUGAAGCUCUUUCAGCACUGGGUAUUUUGGUUUGAUGAAAUACCAGUAUUAUGCAGUCAUAUUAUAUUGCAUGAAUAAAUAUUUUUUUAAAAUACAAUCCAACCAGCCAAAUCCUGUAGGCUCUUAAAAUGACAACAUGAAUUUCAUCUCUCAUAUAAGGCCUGUAAAUCCUACUUACAUGCUCAGUAUAAGGCUGGAAUUCCUCAUGGGUGCAUAAUAGCCGCUGGAUUUGCUGGGCUUCAGGUAGGAGGGAAGGGCUCAGCAGCAAAGGACAUCCACAGAUGCUGCUGGUGCCAAAAAGAAGUCUGGACUGGGGUUGGGGUAUUCCUCAAGGCCAAAUGCUUCACUUUUACCUCUCAGUAGUACAGCUUUUCAGAGAUAAUGUAAAUCCCUUCCUUUUGGAUCAGGCAGGUACAGGCAAAGUGUCAAGGGCAGCAUAUUGAGGGAGGAUGCAAGACCAAA
Messenger RNA from Taeniopygia guttata (zebra finch), 5922 nucleotides. Lineage: Eukaryota; Metazoa; Chordata; Aves; Passeriformes; Estrildidae. The record is from RefSeq and is a predicted model, not a curated record.